AUGAAAAUAUCACUUUUUACCAUAUUCCUUCUUUCAGCUAGUGCAGCUUGCCAAUUUGUUGGUAGAGGUACAGGCUCCAAUCCUUCACUUUUAGUAUGGAAGUAUAGUAAACGUAAUCCCGAC
This is a messenger RNA of Acaulospora morrowiae, 123 nucleotides long. The record is from the annotation of a GenBank genome assembly. NCBI's taxonomy places the organism in Eukaryota, Fungi, Glomeromycota, Glomeromycetes, Diversisporales, Acaulosporaceae.